Messenger RNA from Osmia lignaria (orchard mason bee), 1101 nucleotides. Its product is annotated as mitochondrial import inner membrane translocase subunit Tim17-A. The record is from RefSeq and is a predicted model, not a curated record. Gene Ontology annotation, molecular function: transmembrane protein transporter activity. Lineage: Eukaryota; Metazoa; Arthropoda; Insecta; Hymenoptera; Megachilidae. Gene Ontology annotation, biological process: protein import into mitochondrial matrix. Gene Ontology annotation, cellular component: TIM23 mitochondrial import inner membrane translocase complex.
UAUAUGAAAUUACUAUCUUUUUUCCAUAACUAGAACUUAUGAAGACGUUUUGGAUAUAUUGUUUAUUUAUAAAUAAGUAGCUUCAAAUCAUGAAUAAAGAAUUCGUAAAGAGAACUUUUUGCAAUUGACAAAUUAAAAAUUUUGCGAUAUGGAAUAUAAUCGUGAACCAUGUCCUUGGAGGAUAAUGGAUGACUGUGGAGGUGCUUUCACCAUGGGUACCAUUUGUGGAACACUUUUUCAAAGUGUCAUCGGCUUCCGGAAUGCCCCGUCUGGAAUCCAAAGGAGGUUGUUCGGUGGACUAACGGCGGUAAAGAAUCGAGUCCCUCUGUUGGCCGGAAAUUUCGCUGUUUGGGGUGGUUUGUUUUCCGCGAUCGAGUGCAGUUUGAUACGUUAUCGGUCCAAAGAAGACCCGUGGAACUCGAUAUUAAGCGGCGCUUUAACGGGAGGAGUUCUGGCCGCUAGAACAGGGAUUCCCUCGAUGAUAGGAAGUGCCACUGUCGGCGGAGUGUUUUUAGCUCUGAUCGAAGGAUUCGGCAUAAUGACAACUCGACUUCACGCAGAUUCCUUUGCCCAACACAAUCAAAUGUACGAAAUGGAGAAUCUACCAGAAUUCCAUGGACUUCCGCCUAAAGCCAGAAUUGGCUUCAGCGGUGCACCUCUAAACACGGAAGUGCCCACACAAAUGAACGGUAAUGGUAUGGAGGUUGAUAGAAUUAGCAAAGGUAGAUGAGUAUUUUCUUCUUUCUAAGGGUAUUUUUACUUUCUUUUUUAUUUCGCUAUAACAACGUGUGUGUCCUACAUGUCUUGUGAAAGAAAUACUGUUUAUAAAUUUUCGACAUCUUUUUGCAUUUCGGAAGGUGCACUUUUGUGGUGUAAAUUAGGAUUAGGUCUCGAGUCUUAGUAAGUGUGCAGGGGAGAAAAGUCUAAAUUGAAACAAUUGAAAAUUAGCAUAAGUUGCAGUUCUUUUGAAUUUCAAAACUUGGAUUGCUAUGAGGUGUGAUGAACAAUUUUUGUCUGUAUAGUUUGAUAUUACUCUUUCCCUUUUUAUACGAGGUACCGAUCCUGCUUUUGUCCUUUUAAUAAAUUGAUGUCUAAGUAUUA